Molecule: messenger RNA, 5650 nt
Organism: Scleropages formosus (Asian bonytongue)
Lineage: Eukaryota; Metazoa; Chordata; Actinopteri; Osteoglossiformes; Osteoglossidae
Gene: rgl2
Product: ral guanine nucleotide dissociation stimulator-like 2
Exons: 20
Coding region: 726-2981 (751 amino acids)
Biological process (GO): Ras protein signal transduction
Cellular component (GO): plasma membrane
Molecular function (GO): guanyl-nucleotide exchange factor activity
Source: RefSeq, a predicted model, not a curated record
AAUUCUUCCAGGAAACAUUUCGACGAUAUUGAAGAAGCAGGAAGCUGUUUCGUGUGCAAUGAAACUGUCUCUUUUGCAAUUUAAUCAUUAACCGACAAAUAACAGCUCGCGAGAGGCCGAGCGGCCGAAGAACGCGCGCGGCAGACGGUCACAGUGGCGCUGCGGUCACUCGUCGCCACACAGCGCAGCGCGGCGCAGCGCAGCGCAACUUUCUCGCGCUGGACUUCCGCUGCACGUCAACUUGGUGUCUCUCUGUGAACCGGUCUGUCCAGUCGCUCGCGUACAGGAUGUUUCGCGCUCACUGUGACGAGUGUGUUGCCAAACACGCGAAGAAGUGCACAACUCCCUAGGGAAGGAACUGCAGCUGUGCGGCGCGGGGCAGAGCGCGAAAGCGCCGCGCGCGCGACGCAUACCAACGACGCCGCGUUCGGCACGAGGGGCCGCGGAGAAAGCGACCGAGACCGAGAUGGACUGACACACAAAACGGAUACACACACACACACGCACGCACGCUGAAAGAGGAGAGAGAUACUACUGCGGUCAUCAUCCAGUCAGUGGUCGGAACGGACACGCGACGCGAUGGACUCGACGCUGGCGGCGCGUGAUGAUCCGCAGGCGCUCGGCUGCUGCAGCGGGGAAGUUCGCCCGUAAAAGAAGCGGCGCUGCGGUUUCGGCCCUGAGUCGGACGCGACGCUCGUUCCCCGCGACGGCGCACAGAUCUGCUCAUGGUUUACACCAUGCUCCCCCGGAGUAUGCGCACCGCUGAUAUGGACCUGCCAGGGGUCGGCUCCAAGGAUGUGCCCCUCAUUGGCUACCGGCCUCUGCAACCUGAGACUGACAGCUCCGGAGAGGAGCCCGGGAGAGCGACUGACAACAGGCACUUGGACACGCAACAGGUGGAUUCUUCAUCCAUGAAGACAACGUGGUACUGCCCGUUAGACCUGUCCUCAGUGUCAGAGGAGGAAGAGGAUGGGGUGAUCUACACAGUAGUGGUUCGACCAUCCUCCGGAACUCCCAUCCGUUCAGGGCGAACUCCGCCGCUCCAUGGCUCACGCAGCCAGUGUGUCAAAGCGGGCACCGAGGAGAAGCUGGUCCUUCACCUGCUCCGCUCCUUCUCCGUCGGCGACGGCUCGUUCGUCUCCGUCUUCCUGGCCACCUAUCGCUCCUUCACCACCGCCCGGAGGGUGCUGGACAUCCUGACCGACAGACUGCAGAGCCCGCCGGGGGGAAAUAAAGCCAGUCCGAACAGGACGGCCUUUAACAAGGCGGUGUGCGCGGUCUUCGCCACGUGGCUCGACGAGUACAAAGAGGACUUCUUGUCGCUUGGGGAUCCCGACCCCAUCCUUCGACUCGUCCCGCUCCUCCCCGCUGAACUCUCUGGUUCCGAGGUGAAGAAGAGAUUGUUGAAAAUCGCGGAAGAACUCAGCGAAAGAACACUGCUGUCCGACUCACCCACAGACAGCGUGACCUCCUUGAUUUCUCCAACGGCUACUCAGACGUCCAAGUUUGAUGCCACCAACAUUUUGGGCUUCCCGGCAGAGCUGAUCGCCGAACAGCUGACUAUGAUAGAGACAGAAUUAUUUGUACGUCUGGUACCCUACCACUGCUUGGGCUCUCUGUGGUCCCAGCGGGACAAGAAGGGUCGAGAGGGUGUGUGCUGGUCGGUCAGGGCCACAGUCAAGCAGUUCAACCGCCUGGCCAAUGCCGUCACAGCCUCUUGCCUGUGGGAUACGAGCCUGCAGAGCCAGCAAAGGGCCCGGCUGCUGGAGAAAUGGAUCCGUGUGGCUGAGGAGUGCCAUAGGAGGAAGAACUUCUCUUCUCUCUACGCUAUUGUGUCUGCCUUGCAAAGCAACCCUCUUCACCGACUGAGGAAGACUUGGGUGGAGACGGACAGGGAGGCGGUGAAGAGGUACGAAGAGCUCUCAGACAUUUUUUCUGAGAAGGACAACUAUUCCCAGUGCAGGGAAUUGCUCAAAGAGCAAUCCCCUGUCAAUGUGGAUACCAAGGUGAACAACAGGAGGAGAACUGGGUCUGUAACCCGGGGCACUGUACCAUACCUGGGUAUCUUCCUCACGGACCUCACCAUGCUCGACACUGCAGUCAAGGACAACCUGGAGAAUGGAUAUAUCAACUUUGACAAACGAAGACGCGAAUUUGAAGUAUUAUCCCAAAUAAAACAUCUACAGUCCACAUGUAAAAACUGCUCGUUCUUCCGCGAUGAGGAAUUUCUGGAGUGGUACCAUAGUGUCCCAACUCUAAAUGAGGAAGAGAGUUACAGGCUGUCCAAUCAGAUCGAGGCAGCUACGGAACCGAACCCUGGUCGAGCCUUGAACCCCACAGUUGUCAUCACACAAUGCGGAGAUAUUUUGUCUUCAGUGGCUAGUUCAGCUCUUGAGAACGAAAGCGUCUUUGAUUUCCCCUCACCUAUGAACCACCUACUGUCUAAACUUGCAAAACACAUGAAAUCACCUUCGGUCUCCUGUCUGGAUGUUGACACCUCGCCCCCGCCUGCCGACCCCAGUCCUGCCUCGCUAACCCCGGCCAGCGACACCGUCAAAUCGCACCGACGCUCCGUCUCCUGCGGUAACACUCCCACCAGUAAAAGCCAGGAAGCCGGGCCAGAUAUGCGGAUCAUCAGGAUACGGAUGGAUUUACAAGAUGGAAAUUUGUAUCGCAGUAUACUGGUGACGAGCAAUGACAAGACCCCGUCUGUGAUCAGCCACGCGCUAGAGAAGCACAAUCAGGACCCAAAGGAGGCGCCCAGAUGCGAGCUCAUCCAGCUGCUGCCCGGCGGAAAAGAACUGAAAAUACCCGCUGCGGGAAACGUCUUCUACGCUAUGAGCUCAUCCAGCGUCGACUUCCUGUUGAGAAGGCAGGGGACGAGCACACCCGCCGGCCCGCACGCGGUCGGCACGGAGACCAGCGCCACCUUCCCGAGAAUCAAAGCGAAGGGGCGGAGUCUCGUCAAGACUCUGUUUUGACUUGCCUUCCUCACCUAGGGCGUUCAGGCCAUCUGGAAUCGCAGCUAGUAGACUCACUCCAGGAAUGUAACCAGCAAGUAGUGAACGUGGCUACUUACGGUGCGAGUGGGUGGUUUUGCCGUGGAUUAGUUUAAAAAAAAAAAACGUCUCCGGUCCUCCCGUCAAGUAUGAUUCUUGUGGCCGGGAAGCUGUUUCAAAUCAAAGGCUUCACGAAUGGCCCAAUAUGACACUAUCGAGGACGCUGGUUUCCCGUUAUAUGUUCAGCACAUUAAGUGACCUUAAUGACUUACGUGAGACUAUAACCCCAGCGGUGGGAAACAAUUCUCAUGUACAGCCGUGGCCUCAGUUUACAUACUAUGCAAGUGUAAACCCAGAAAGGAAUGAGUGAAACACCACAAAAACACCACGCCCUAUAUGAAGCUGUACCUUACUAAAGGAAUUCUCUGUCUACCUCAUAGGGGAACUUUCAUAAUCGCUCCAAGUUUAUUUUUAGUCAUAAAUUUUAGGCUCAUUCACCAGACCCUUGGAUCAGGUUUCAUGUUCCACAUCUCAGGCAGAUAUUAGCGUUUCACACUUGAAAAAAAGACCUUCAGAGGUAAAUGUAGAUGUCGCGAUGUUUCGUAGGCAACUGUUUUUUUUGGUAUCGGCUUUGCGAUUAAAAAAUCUGCUAUGAGUGUAUUAAAUUGGGUGCCUGCUGGCCGGUUUUCCAGCAGCAGCAGCAGCAGCAGCAGCAGCAGCAUCGCUUUUGGGUGGAAAGUGUUCAUUAGUGGCUGUUGCACAGUUUCACUGGUAUGAUGAGGUGACAGAGAAUGACAGCAAGAGAACUGACAUUCACAGCUCUGCAAGCCUGGCACAGGCUGACAAUGAGUGAAGUUCUUGUUAAAAGAAAAAAGAAGAAAAAAAAAAAAAAAGCAUAUUCCAAGAAAUAAAAUGUACACUUUAUUUUUGGUACUUUGCAAUACACUAUUAUUUUUACAGAAAUUUUCACGUCUAUCUGAGUAUUUAUCUGAAUAUAAUGAAUGUUUAUUAGGAUUUGUUGAUGCUAAAAUUUGUUUACAUUCCCAUCAAAGUUUCCAAACAGAUUUUUAGGCAUCUUGGAGAUACUGUCCGCUGUAACAUAUGAGGUUAUCUGCAAGGGGUAUGUUUGUCAAGAAACCUUUGGUAUUUAUAGUUUUAGGGACGAAAUGGAAUAACGUGCAUUGGAACCAAAAGGACCAAGAGUACUCACUAAUGAGAAGGUCAAUAUUGUCCAUUGUAUUUGCGCAGUGUCAUAAUGCUUUUUGUGGGACAUUAAAAUGUGGGCUAAGCUAACAAAACGGAUACAAGAUGCAAAAUUUCAAUUACGCAACAUUUUUCCAGUGCUUUCAGGUGAUCUUUGUUUUGUCAUCUCUCAUUCAUUAACUCCAAGUAAAAUUCACACAGCACCAUGCUUCAUAUUAAAAUGUAUAGGGUCUGUAUAACAAAAAGGUUAUUUUAACUGCCUGUAUUUACUGACAUACUGCACUGUAUUUAGUUAAUGUGGUCUAUGAAAAUGUAUUCGCCGGUAGUGUAGGGGUUAGAGCUCAUGCCUUUGGGCCCAGAGAUUGCAAAUUUGAAUCUCUCUCCAGCUGUAGUACCCUUGAGCAAGGUGUUUACCCUAAAUUGCUUCAGUAAAAGAAGAAAAAAUAGCGGCCUGUAUAAAUGGGUAAAUAGUUUUAAGUUUCUCUGAAGAAAAGUGCCAAACUAAUGCAAAUGUAGUAAGAAUUACAGUAUAUGCUCACGUUAGAAUCAGUGCUCUAUGUCCCAAACGUGAAUAAAUAUGGACAGUUACAACACUUCUGAUGACCCUUUACACCAUCCAUGACUCUACAGUUCACCCAGAACAGCUGUGCUACUCCUUUUAUAUUUAUCAAACCUCAAGAAAUACUUUUUCUAAUAGGCCGAUGCUUGACUGAAACACUGUGAAAGAGGAGCUCCUCUUCUUGAUCGAACAGAAAAACACUACUGCUCAAAUUGGAGUUUAAGGGUCAGCUGUUCGCACCGAGCUCUCGAGAACAUUGCGGUGGAGAGUAGAGCUGCAACGUGAGCCGGCUCUUGCUAAUGAAGUAACUCGAUGAGUGCGACCGAGGUAAAAUCGGCAUGUGUCGAACGUGGCUGUCGGACCACCUGUUGUGAGCUCCGAUCCCACCCGGUGCCGCGCUGAUGAAGUCCGUACGCUUAGGCAGCCGCGGUGUGCGGAUUUGAGGCCCGGCCCUGGUGUUACAGUUCGGCUCAUUUUCCGAGCGGGAGGUGUAAUAUGCUACGGUAAACUGUACCCGUGGCAAAUACGCACCGAUAAACAUAAUGUACAGUGUGGUAGAUGAUACGGAUUGCUAGAAUUCUUGGUCUAACUGUACUUCACAUCUGAGAAACCCAGAGCGUUCGGCACUUGGACAGUUAGCCAACAUCCCUCUGAUGGUUGUGUAGAAACCAGAGCGGGGACACCCUCCGGUGGCAACAUGGUCUGAGAUUAUUGAGUUUUACUUCUUUUGCUGUUUUUCUUUAUUAGGAAUCUCCUAAAACUUGUUUGCCUUUGCUUAAUGCCAUGAAAAUAUGCUCAAGAUUGCGCAUAUUGCCUGGCAAACCCUAGCCAUGCCGUUUAUGGAUUCCGCUGGCUGUGUUUGUACCAUGUCUUUGUAGACACUUCUGCA